AUCACCGAAUUUGGACAACCCUUAUCAACUUACAAAGCCUACAGUUCAUUUCCAAGAAUUCACUUGAGUGCAGAAACUGCGCGACGCAAAACCAAGACACUGACCCUGAGCAUUGCAAACACUCUAUCGGUCAGUGCCACUGAAAUGGGGAUUCCAAAACUGUCCAACGACAGAUUAACGGAACGAUUUGCGCUCAAGAAUUCACAAACAAGUUACAUCUUACGAGAAUCCAUAACAGCUUUAAAACACGAUUUGACUUAA
Molecule: messenger RNA, 261 nt
Organism: Opisthorchis viverrini
Lineage: Eukaryota; Metazoa; Platyhelminthes; Trematoda; Opisthorchiida; Opisthorchiidae
Exons: 2
Source: RefSeq, a predicted model, not a curated record